Messenger RNA from Leptomonas pyrrhocoris, 3042 nucleotides. Its product is annotated as putative zinc-binding phosphatase. The coding region runs from base 1 to 3042 and encodes 1013 amino acids. Gene Ontology annotation, biological process: dephosphorylation. Gene Ontology annotation, molecular function: phosphatase activity. The transcript has a single exon. The record is from RefSeq and is a predicted model, not a curated record. Lineage: Eukaryota; Euglenozoa; Kinetoplastea; Trypanosomatida; Trypanosomatidae.
AUGUCGUGCUACCCAAGCUUCCACACGCUGGAGGGGGAAUUGCUUGACUUGCGCAUCUGCGCCACCAUCGAGGCAAAGGAUGCGGUGGCGCUGCUGUUCUACUGUGGCGGCGACGAGAAGGCCUGCGUGGUGCAGCCCUGCAGUUUGGCCCUCUCCCAGUACCAGCUCCACAUCGGCCCGCUAGGACGCGACGAGUGCGUGCAGCUGCCAUACAUCGCUAUCGCCACGUGGGGCAUCGUCCGUGCGCCGUCCGCCGUCGCGAAGGCCUUCGUGCAGGUGCAGCACGCCGAGGAGGCCGUGCGGGGCACGGGCGCGUGCAACGGCAGCAGCGCCACCUCCGUUGCACUUCCUGAUAACAGCAGCGCGUCUCCGAAUACGGCGGUCAUGCCGAUGCUGACUCCGCCGGGGCAGCAGCCGCAGCAGCCACCUACCCGUCCCCGCUACGCAGAUCCGCUGCCGUCCCUUUAUGUAGUCACACUCCAAACAAAACACGUGUGGCAGCACAGGCUGAUCGUGCAGUCCGAUCGGUUAUUGAAGAACUUGAAGGCGCAUCUGGCGAUGGCGCACUGCCUCGCACGGGUGACCGAUUUGCCGGCCUUUUCGUACGCCGAGGAGCGCCACCGACACCUGCACAGCGCCGGCGAAAGGCACCGUGAACCGAGAGAAGGGUCCGCCAUGUCUAGCAGCAACAGCAGCAGCAGUAUGUCCAUUUGGAACACGGAGUUUGGGUGGAACCUCUACUCCCCUCAGCGGGAAUUUACACGUCAGCUGUGCAUCGAUGCCUCCCGCAGGGCACCCGCCAUUGCCACCGAGGCGGACAUGCAGGAUGGCCGCAUUGGCGUGCAGCGCGAUCUGCGGCCGUGGUUUGCGCUCGUUGACUUGCGCGAUGAGGAACGGACCCGCGACACUGAGGGGCGGUCGGCGGACUUCUUCUACACCAGUUCGCCCACCUACCCGGAUCUGUUUCUUCAGCCGAAGGUGGUGGACCGCGAGCUGCUGCUCAAGGAUAUGAACGCGCGCUCUCGGGCGCGGGUGCCGGCGAUUUCCUAUGUUUGCCUACGCACCGGUGCCGUCCUUGCGCGCAGCUCGCAGCCGCUGAUGCGCUCGCCGCAGUUAGGCGCCGACUCCGACGUGUGCUACACGCUGAUCAACAUGGGCUACGUCCCCCACCAUACUCAGCCGCGACACACACACGUACCCCCCACCACGAUAGCGAACUCGGUAGCAGCAGCAGCGGCGGCAAAGCCACCGCUAGCCGGACCAGCACCAGCAACUACACGUGCCACCACCACGUCAAGCGGGGGCUUGACAGCGAGCAGUGCCGCCGCCUCAGCCGGUCCGCGGCCGGCGCGCCCCCCUUCUCUCUUCGACGAAGACGAUGCAGACAGCGGAGGUGCGGUCCCCACUGCACGAACACCAGCACCCAACAGCACGGCAACAGCGGCCGUAGCGAGUGGCAGCGGGCGGGGUGGCGGGACGAGCGCAUCGGCGGCCGCUGCGUCGCAACACGGCUCCCCACGCAGCACAGCACACACGAGCAGCGGCCCCUCGCACACCUCCCCUGCACCGUCGCACGCGAGCCCGGCCGACACCGCGCCCGCCGACGGCCCGCAAAGUCCCGCCGUGGCCGCAUCCGCGGGAGGGCCGAGGAUUCUGUUUGUCGCGGACUGCAGACCGCAGAUCACCGCAGCCGGCAAUGCGCAGCUCGGCGGCGGCUACGAAUCCGGCAGCUUCUACGCCUUCUGCCAGACGAACUUCUUCGAGAUCGACAACAUUUUCGGAGUCACGAAAGCCUUCGAGAAGCUGCGCAGCAUCGUUGCCCGAUACCAAGGCAACACGGCAGAGAAGACGUUCCUGCGCCGCCUGUACGAUGCGGACUGGCUGGCCAUCACCCAACGCGUUCUCGUUUGUGCGGUGACGGCGGCGCAGUCGCUGCAGGGCGGCGUCUCGUGCCUCGUGCACUGCACGGAUGGGUGGGACCGGACGUCGCAGUGCACGGCGCUGGCGAUGCUGAUGCUCGACCCGUACUACCGCACCGUCGUGGGCUUCUGCACGCUGGUGGAGAAGGAGUUCUGCUCCUUCGGGCACAAGUUUGCGGAGCGCGCCGGGCACCAGCUGCCGGGCCGCACCUCCUUCUUCACCCACUCCGGCGUUGCCAGCUCCGACACGGAGACGCAGCAGCAGCAGCACGGCGGGGCACCACGCCUGGACACGUCGCCCGUAUUUCUGCACUUCCUCGACGCCGUCUUCCAGGUGCACCGGCAGUACCCGACCUGCUUUGAGUUCACCUCGGACCUGCUCGCCUACUUGUCCGAGGUGGUCUACGGCUGCCUGUACGGAACUUUCCUGUGCAACGGAGAGCAGGAGCGGCGGUUGGAGGGGGUGCGGCUGCGGACGGCGUCCGUCUGGACCGACGUCCUGCGACAGGUGCAGCGUGAGAAGAAGGGUGAGGUCCCUCUAAAGUUUGUGAACGUGGGGUACGACGCCGCCACUGCCUGGAAAUUCAUCGCACAGCGUCGCCGGGGCAGCAGCCGUAGCAGCAGCAAAGCACAGGCAGAGAAUGACCCGUCUGCUGCAGCACCGCGCUGCACAGCCCCGCUCGCGGACUUUGUGCUGCUGCCCAACUGCAGUAGUAAACGACUCGUCUUCUGGGAGUCGCUUUACAUGCGCGAGGACGCCGACCGCUACCUCAGCUACAACCCCUAUGUGCGUCUGCCGCAGCGGCAGCAGAAAGUGUCGUGGGGCGCCGACUUCGAUGCCUUUCUGGACAGCGAAAUGGCCGCCGCGUGUGCGGAUCGCGAAAAGGAGAUGUUCGCCCUGACUGCACUGGAGGCGUUCAUGACGCAGGAGGCGGGCAACGCGGCGGUGGCCUCACUCGCGGCGGGUAGGGCUCGCAGUGCGUGGUGCGUCUACGACGCGGUGAACUGCUUUAACUGCUUAAAGGCCUUCGGCAUGUGGAGCACGAAGACGCAGUGCGCGGCGUGUAAGCAGUACUUCUGCACGGAUUGCCAGGUUCACGACUGCAUGCUACAGCAGUACUGA